Messenger RNA from Impatiens glandulifera, 1748 nucleotides. RefSeq names its product chaperone protein dnaJ 10. The record is from RefSeq and is a predicted model, not a curated record. NCBI's taxonomy places the organism in Eukaryota, Viridiplantae, Streptophyta, Magnoliopsida, Ericales, Balsaminaceae. The coding region runs from base 375 to 1538 and encodes 387 amino acids. The transcript is spliced from 10 exons.
GAAGUCUAAUAGAUGUUCUUUGCAAUGAAAAAAAGUACUAAAUGAGUGGUGGAAUGUGUGGAGCCCAAAUAGAAUAGAGUGCAGCAAAAAAGAAAGAAGAAUGGAAAGAAAAGCUAUGGCAGAAUAUGAUCAGACCCACAAACCAACCGUUAAAAUACUGUUUAUCUCCCGCGAGAAAGCUUACAUUUUUAAUUAGCUGUUCAGAACUGGAAAGGCAAACCAGUCUCGUGCUUAUCUCUCUCCAAACACGCCCACCAUGAUCCCACCGCACAUUUCAACUUUUCCUUCUUCCUUUUCACCCAUAAGCUUCCCCUCCCUAGAUCAUCUUUUUGCUAAACUCACUGAGUGCUCUAGAUUUUGUUUUCAGAGAGACAAUGGUGAAAGAAACAGAGUUCUAUGAUGUUCUUGGAGUUAACCCUUCUGCAUCCGAAGAGGAAAUUCGUAAAGCUUAUUAUCUUAAGGCUAGACAAGUUCAUCCUGACAAAAAUCGAAAUGAUCCACUGGCAGCAGAAAGAUUUCAGGUACUAGGAGAAGCUUAUCAGGUUUUGAGUGACCCUGUACAAAGGGACACAUAUGACCGAAAUGGAAAGCAUUGCAUUUCUAGGGAAACCAUGCUGGAUCCCACUGCUGUCUUUGCUCUUCUUUUUGGCAGUGAACUUUUUGAAGAGUACAUCGGACAUCUCUCUGUGGCAUCAAUGGCUUCUUCCGAAUUGGCUAAUGACACUGACUGUCCAGAAAGAAUACAUGAUAGGUUAAAGGCUGUCCAGAGAGAACGAGAAGAAAAGCUUGCGAGGACACUUAAAGACUUUCUGCAACAGUUUGUUCGAGGUGACAAAGUAGGAUUCAUGCGCCAUGCUGAAUCAGAAGUAGAACGUCUUUCACAAGCAGCUUUCGGGGUGGAUAUGCUUCACACAAUUGGGUACGUAUAUGCAAGGCAAGCAGCACAAGAGCUGGGAAAGAAGGCCAUUUAUCUGGGUGUACCAUUCUUGGCUGAGUGGGUUCGAAACAAGGGUCAUUUCUGGAAAUCACAAAUUACUGCAGCUAAAGGGGCUUUCCAAUUAUUGCAGCUUCAAGAAGACAUUCGUCACCAAUUUAAACCGGAUGGAAGUGGCCAUGAAAACGAUAUUGAAUCGCAUAUGAAGUUGAACAGGGAUACUCUUAUGAGCUCCUUAUGGAAGAUGAAUGUGGUGGACAUUGAAGUAACCCUUUUACAUGUCUGCCAAUUGGUUCUACAAGAUAAUAAUGUGAAAAAGGAUGAACUCAAGGCACGCGCUACAGCUUUGAAAUUUCUAGGGAAGAUAUUCCAGAGAGAAAAGGACAGACAAAAUGGAGGAACAUCAAAGAAAACUAUUGGUUCAGAAAUAAAUGGAAACGAAACCUCUGAUAGCAGUGAUGACGACGACGACGAUGAUUCACAAAGAGCUCUUAAUUAUCGCACUCCCAUGUUAACUCAGGGAAUUGGUAGACUGUUUAGAUGUCUGUGUAACCCGGCCUUCCAAGUUGACGACGGUGAGGAAAUUGUGUACAAAAGCAAGUGAAAACUAAAAGAGAUUGUGUGACUUCUUAAAAUUUAUGUUUUGGAUCUACUUAUUAUUAUUUUUUCUUUCUUUCUUGUAAAUCAUUUGUUUGUUCUUUUGGUGUAAAUGUACACACAAUUAAGCACAACUUAUGGUCAUGAUUGAUGCUUAUGGUCAUGUUGAUUCAUCAAUCUUCUACCUGUUACAUAUAGUUUUUAACUAUUAUUUUCA